Erpetoichthys calabaricus (reedfish) is the source of this 2957-nucleotide messenger RNA. RefSeq names its product interferon-induced GTP-binding protein Mx-like. Gene Ontology annotation, molecular function: GTP binding; microtubule binding; GTPase activity. Gene Ontology annotation, biological process: defense response to virus. The record is from RefSeq and is a predicted model, not a curated record. The transcript is spliced from 14 exons. NCBI's taxonomy places the organism in Eukaryota, Metazoa, Chordata, Cladistia, Polypteriformes, Polypteridae. Gene Ontology annotation, cellular component: microtubule; membrane; cytoplasm.
AACUCAUCUCAGUGAAAGCAUUCACGUUUUCGGUUCCUAGGAAAUAAGUACUCUGAUUACAAUGCAAAACUGCCACAACGUCUGAAUUCAAGGAGCAGUAGGUGAUGUGGAAGAGCAACACUCCUGUUAUUAUGAAGCGCUCUGACGAUAACCAUCACGAUACAACUGAUAACAUGUCACGCUCAAAGAAGAUGAAAAUGUCUGAACCACUGAAAGUCAGCUCCGUGGUGACACCAAUUGUUCAUGAGAUAAACAACAACAUGAAGAACACCUUAUUCAGUCAGUAUGAAUUAAAAAUCCGUCCCUAUAUUGAUCUCAUUGACUCUCUGCGAGCACUGGGUGUUGACCAAGACCUGACUCUACCAUCUAUUGCUGUGAUUGGAGAUCAGAGUUCUGGGAAAAGUUCUGUUCUUGAAGCCUUGUCUGGUGUGUCACUGCCACGAGGAUCUGGAAUUGUAACACGAUGUCCGCUUGAACUAAAAAUGAAGAAAACAAAAGAAUGGCAACCAUGGAAAGGGAAACUCAAGUACAAAGAUAUCGAAAUAGACCUACGCGAUCCUUCUUUUGUAGAACAAGAAAUUUCAAAAGCUCAAAAUGUUAUUACCGGCUCUGCAGUAGGCAUCAGUGAGGAAUUAAUAAGCCUCAAUGUUGAAUCCCCUGAAGUUCCCAAUCUUACCCUUAUUGACCUUCCAGGAAUUGCUAGAGUGGCUGUUGGCAACCAACCAAAAGACAUUGGAGAACAGAUUAAACGUCUAAUUCAGAAAUUUAUUAAAAAACAGGAAACAAUUAACCUGGUUGUUGUGCCCAGUAACGUUGAUAUAGCAACUACAGAGGCUUUAAAAAUGGCAAAGGAAUUUGACCCGACAGGACAAAGAACCUUGGGCAUUUUGACAAAACCUGAUUUAGUAGAUAAAGGAAAUGAAGAAAAUAUUGUGGAUAUUGUUCGCAAUCUUGUUAUUGAGAUGAAGAAAGGAUACAUGAUUGUGAAGUGCCGCAGUCAGCAAGAUAUUAAGGAAAAACGUACCCUGGCUGAAGCAAUCCAAAAGGAGUAUGACUUUUUUGAUGAUCAUCAAUAUUUUAGGCCUCUUCUUGAUGAUAAGAAAGCAACAAUUCCACUUUUGGCAGAAAAAUUAACAAAUGAAUUAGUGGACCAUAUUAUUCAAUCUCUUCCUACACUUCAAAGGAGAACAGAAGUCAAACUGCACAAUACUGCUGUGGAACUAAAACAGUAUGGGAAGUCUGUUCCAGAUACAAAUGAACAGAAACUUCCUUUUUUAGUUGAAAAACUCCAGGAGUAUUAUGAUGUCAUUUCAAAUAUUAUCAAAGGAGAAGAAACAGUUGAAAAUGAAUAAAGCAGGGUUAUCACUACAGUACGAGAAAUGUUUGUAGGCUGGAAAUAUCUUCUGGACACAAAAUAUUUCAAAUUGGGAAACAACCUUUGGAAUGAAAUAGAAUCAAGCAUUAAAAGAUACAGGGGUAAAGAGCUUCCAGGAUUCGUCAAUUAUGCCACCUUUGAGAUAUUUAUUAAGAAACAUAUUGAUAAUUUAGAAGAGCCCUCUUUAGAUAUACUGAAAAAAGUUACAGAAUUGAUGCGUUCAGCAUUUACAAAAACUGCAAAAGCUCAUUUUGAAAAUUUCCCAAACUUAUUUCGAGCCAUAAAGAGCCUGAUUGAAGACAAUCUGAGAAAAGAAUUUCAAGAAGCUGAAAAAAUGUUAUGUUCUCAAUUUAAAAUGGAAAAAAUCCUUUUUUCCCAAGAUGAAAUUUACAGUAAUGUGCUUGACAAUGUGAAGAAGGAGCAGCCAGGUUUUGUAAAGUUAAAAGAGCAGUCAGUUUUUGGAAAUGUACAAAGAAGUGCUGAUGUUUCUGUGAUGAACGAACACUUGUCAUCUUACUUCAAGAUUGCUUCUGAUCGACUGGCAAACCAGAUUCCUUUGAUUGUUCAAUACUAUAUUGUUCACCAGUAUGGAACUGAGCUGCAAAAAAAGAUACUGCAGCUCAUUCAAGGGAACAAAAAUCUGGAAGAGCUUCUUGAGGAGAACAAAGAUGUUGCAGAAAAAAGGAAUCGCCUGAGGAAGCGAUUGGAGCGGCUUAACAAGGCCCAGGAACAUUUGAAUAAAUUUAGUGUGUAGGCUGAAAGUGAUGUUUUACUAUCAAUGCAAUGUACAUGGGUUUUCUCACUUGUAUCAUAUGUAACAUUUGGCUUAACUGUAACUGAAAUAAUAAUAAACUGCAAAAACUAAGAAGACACCAUCUGUAGCAAAGGAUAACUGUAUCUGUAGUGUGUUCAGGACUUCUAGUGUUCACUCCGGAGAGUCGGUCAGGACACUGGUAAAUGAUGUGGAGAAAUCCACACAGCACCUCAGAAUGAAAAUGACUUUUUUAUUUGAAGAAAUACACCUGUAUUUGAAUAGGUAUAUAAAUAUAUAUAUGUGGUCUACAAUAAAAAAAAAUACAUAAAACUUAUUGGUAAAUUACAUAAAAGUUACUCAAAUUUAGCACUAGCUUAUCGGCAGUAUGGAAUCCAAAUCAAUAAUGUUUAUCAGUAAACAGUAUCAACAAACUUAUAGUAAAGUACAUUGAUGUAAUACCAUAAACUAUUAUUAAAUACUAUUUCUGCAUGUAAAUAACACUAAGGCACAUUCCCAACAUAUAAACGCUAAACAGUACACUUUAAACAACUUUGCAUCUUAAUGUAUAACAAACAUUCAAGUAAAACGCAAAUGAACCCACCUCUGGUCAUUAACGCACACUUUUUAUUAAGUCAGGAUACUACUGACUCUUAGUUAUUAUACACAAAUAUCUCUCUAUGCAGAAAUUGCUAUUAUAGUACACGUGCAUCUCUUUCGCUUUUUGAACAUCCCAUAAAAUGUGUUCAAAUGUGAGCUGUAUCUCUUAAUUAUUGCUGUCUCUCUAACACCAUCUGAGUGUGAUCAACAUUAAAUUAAAAAAAAACAAAA